AUGGCGAAAAAGUUGACAAUGAAGGGUCUUUUCAAGCCAAAGGCGCGAAGCCCAUUGGAGCUUGUAAAGCACACGCACGAGCUACUCAUGUUUCUUGAUCGGAACAUGGAUGCACGCGAGCAAAAGCGCAAAGAAAAGAUGGAUGAACUGAGCAAAGCAAUCUUGGAGAUAAGAACAGUUUUAUAUGGUGAUGAGGAAUCAGAGCCAAAUAAAGACUCUUGUGCACAACUUACUCAGGAGUUUUUCAGAGGGGACACGUUCAGGCUUCUCAUUGUUUGCCUCUCAAAGCUCAACUUGGGGGCUCGUAAAAACGCCACUCAUGUCAUUGCAAAUUUGCUAAGGCAACGAGUUCAAUCCCAAUUGAUUGCUUUAGAGUACUUGGAAAAGAAUAUAGAUCUUAUGGACAUUCUGAUAAAAGGCUAUGAAGACAGCGGCGAUGUUGCUCUGUCAUAUGGUGCAAUUUCAAGGGAAUGCAUUCGUCACCAGAAUGUUGCAAGGUAUGUCUUGGAAUCAGACCACAUGAAGAAGUUUUUUGAUUAUAUACAAACUCCAAAUUUCAACAUAGCAUCAGAUGCUGCAGCUACUUUCAAGGAGCUGAUGACAAGGCACAAAUCAACUGUUGCUCAAUUUCUUUCUAAAAAUUAUGAGUGGCUGUUAGGAGAUGUGUUGCUCGAUCGCUCCAACUCUGCUGUGAUGGUUCGAUAUGUCUGCUCUCUGGAUAACAUGAGAAUCCUGAUGAACCUUCUUAGGGAUCCAAAGAAGACAAUCAAGUUAGAGACCUUUCAUGUGUUCAAGCUAUUUGUUGCAAACCAAAAUAAGCCUCCUGAGAUUGUUAAUGUGCUAAUCACAAAUAGGACCAAGCUUCUCCGUUUCUUUGAUGACUUCACCAUUGAGAAAGAGGAUGAGCAGUUUGAAGCAGCCAAAGUUGAUGUUAUUAAUGAGAUUUCUGUUCUUGAACCCAAACCCAAGAUAUCUUCAAUCCUCAGCUUUAGAAACAAUUGUGAGGUCAAAUGUUAA
Messenger RNA from Prunus armeniaca (apricot), 1017 nucleotides. The record is from the annotation of a GenBank genome assembly. NCBI's taxonomy places the organism in Eukaryota, Viridiplantae, Streptophyta, Magnoliopsida, Rosales, Rosaceae.